Cokeromyces recurvatus is the source of this 1673-nucleotide messenger RNA. RefSeq names its product P-loop containing nucleoside triphosphate hydrolase protein. Bases 43 to 1428 code for a protein of 461 amino acids. NCBI's taxonomy places the organism in Eukaryota, Fungi, Mucoromycota, Mucoromycetes, Mucorales, Mucoraceae. Gene Ontology annotation, molecular function: GTP binding. The record is from RefSeq and is a predicted model, not a curated record. Gene Ontology annotation, cellular component: nucleolus. The transcript has 8 exons.
UUUUUUUUUUUUUAAAAUCACAUAGAUCUAUCUUAUUCUAUAAUGGCAGGAAUUAAAAGUAAACAAGGGCGUAAUGCUGAUCGUUUUAGUGGACCAAAGGGAAAGAAGGAUCCUGGAAUCCCUAAUUUAGCUAAUUUUAAACAAAAGAAAAUAAAUAAAGAAGAAACUAAAAGAAAAAAGAUUGCUGGUAAUAAAGAACGUCAAGACUUGGCUCGACAGAAAUUGCAAAACCGAAAUAGAAAUCUAAAUUUAUAUGAAUUGGUAAAGAAUGCAGAAAAGAGAAGCCAAGAAUUUUCAGAAAAUACAGAGAUAGAUACAGAUGAUAAGGAUAUAACCGAUGCUGCAGCUACAGGACAAAAAGAUAAUUCUAAAAAGGCUUAUUAUCGAGAAUUCAGAAAAGUAUUAGAAGGAGCAGAUGUGAUUUUAGAAGUCUUGGAUGCACGUGACCCCUUAGGUACUCGCACAAAAAGCGUAGAACGUAUGGUGAUGGACAGUGGGUUGAAUAAGAAGAUUAUUCUUAUUCUAAAUAAAAUAGAUUUAGUGCCAAAAGAGAAUGUAGAACAAUGGUUAAAAUAUUUACGAAAUGAAUAUCCUGCUAUUGCUUUUAAAGCUUCAACACAAAAUCAACGUCAUCAUCUUGGACAAUCGAAUGUAUCUACAGAUAUUGCAACCACCAGCAUGUUGAAUUCUUCUGAAUGUUUAGGUGCUGAUACGUUAAUCAAGUUAUUAAAGAAUUAUUGUAGAAAUAUGAAUAUUAAGACCACGAUUACAGUGGGUAUUAUUGGUUAUCCAAAUGUGGGUAAAUCCUCGGUUAUCAAUUCACUUAAGAGAUCCAAAGUAUGCGGUGUUGGUUCUACACCUGGUUUUACUAAAGUAGCUCAACAGAUCACACUCGAUAAAAAUAUUAAAUUACUUGAUUGUCCUGGUAUUGUAUUUGCACAGCAAGGACAAGAUGGACAUAAUGCAGCAGAAAUUACACUAAGAAAUUGUGUUAAAGUUGAAUUAUUAGAAGAUCCUAUUACACCUGUGGAAGUGAUUGUUUCUAGAUGUACAACUGAACAGUUAAUGGCCAUGUAUAAUGUACCUUAUUUCAAUAAUGCACAUGAAUUUUUAGUAUUAUUAGCUCAACAACGUGGUAAACUUAAAAAGGGAGGAGUUGCAGAUGUACAUCAAGUGGCUCGACAUGUAUUACAAGAUUGGAAUGGAGGAAAGAUCCCAUAUUACACAAUCCCUCCUUCUUCAAAACAAAGUCAUAUCGAAGCUUCUAUUGUAAAUUCCUGGGGUAAAGAACUUGAUUUAGAUCUUCAAUCUGCUGAUUCAGUUUUGGUUAGUCUUAAACCAAGUCACGAAUUUGGAUCUAGUGUCGUUAUGCCAAUGAUGAUAUUGAUAUGUCUCAAGAUAUUGACUUGGACGGAUCUAUGCUAUUAGAUUCAUCCAUGGACACUGAAGAGAUGUCAACAGAUAUGACAUCACAACCUAUUAUUCAAGUAGAUCGAAUGUUAAUGAUGAAAAAGAAAAAUACCAUAAACCAGAUUAGACCACAAACUAUUUUAUCACAUACUGAAGAAGAACUCAAUCCACAAAUUAAUCAACAAUUAAAGAAACAAUUAAAAGCACAACAAAAGAAAGCAAGAAAACAACAGCAACAACAACAUUCAUUUGGUGAAGGUCAU